Messenger RNA from Bipolaris maydis ATCC 48331, 936 nucleotides. RefSeq lists its product as uncharacterized. NCBI's taxonomy places the organism in Eukaryota, Fungi, Ascomycota, Dothideomycetes, Pleosporales, Pleosporaceae. The record is from RefSeq and is a predicted model, not a curated record.
ACUCCAACCCGUUUCCUCAUCUCUAGCAAUGACGAGUAUAUCCUUCUUAUCUUUUCUAUUCUUCCUCCAUUCUUAUCUUUUAUUUUUAUUUCCUGCUUUCGGCAUGGUGAGUGCAUAGCCGCCAUUGCUAUAUUCUUUUUAUUUUCCUCCUCUCUCCGGCCUGUAGGCUGUGAUAUAUCUCCAUAUAUUUCGAUAUAUGGUGCUCCGGCAUGGCGAGUGUAUCCGCCAUGACCGGGGAUUACAUACACCCCGUUUUGGGGGGUAUAUGGGUGUGGAGUAGCGGGUGGGUGUCCGCAGAUAUAGGGCGGGCCGGUGUGGCGGGGUCGUUGGCUCACAACAAUACAAAAUUCCAUGUGCCAGGAGCCAUUGCUCCAACAAUUCUCGCUAAUGGUGUUUCAAUCGGGGGAGAAAAUGCACUGAUCCAUGUAUUUUGGGUGCCAGCCCAAAACAACUGGCGAUGCUGGGACGAGUUCCCGGUGGAAUUCCAAGAUAAAAUGGGCGUACUAAUGAAGGAGUCAAUAUUCCCGAACCCAGCCCAACGCCGAGCCUGGGCUGCUAUUACCCGGCAGCCGGGUCAACGCAUCGAUGCAAAUCGAUGCGUGGCGUCGAUAAUAUUAAGCAGAGGCAGUAAGAGAGGGUCAUGCAAAUGGACAAUGUCAGAGAAUGACUCGCAGUCUGCAUGCGACAUCUGCAUUGUAAAGAAGAGGCCAUGCAUGAGAAUUGCCAGGGUUCCUGGUAUCACAGACACAGUAAUUGUAUGGUCACCUCUUCCUGAAAGACUGCGCAGAGGCGUUGAACCAGGAAACAUGGACUACUAUGUGGCACCCUAAACUGCGAGAUGGCAUUGGUGGUGACGGGAAGAACUUGAUCUAGGUUUUUUGCUAUGCGCCCGCAAAACACUAUGAAGAUAGAUAACUAUGACAAAUAUUCUUGCAA